Molecule: messenger RNA, 15631 nt
Organism: Coregonus sp. 'balchen'
Lineage: Eukaryota; Metazoa; Chordata; Actinopteri; Salmoniformes; Salmonidae
Source: the annotation of a GenBank genome assembly
AUGGUGGACCAUCAAACCAUCCAACCCCACUUGGACAGAAUCCAGUCAUGCACAGUAAAGCACAAAGCAGUAAGUUAUGCGCAAUACACCACACACUGUGGAUUGUUAAAUCUCUGUUAUAAAAUGUACUUUUAUUAAUUUGAGUUCUUAACAUACUUUUUGGGGGUGUAAUUACAUGUUCAGAGCAAAAACAAGAAAGUGGAGGCAUCAAUGUCUAACUUUGUGGAGCUGGUCCAAACUCUGCUUGAAGACCCAGCGAAGAGGGAACACUUUUUUCAGGUGAGAUAAUAUCAAACAUUUUACUUUUCGCAGUUGGGUAGUUCUGUGUAAUAAUCAAGCAAAAGUGUUGGAUAUGCCUAAAGAGCAAGCAGGCUGGCAUGCACCUGAAAUUGAAUGUAAUGCUGUGAUGAUGUCAAGUUGGGUACUGUGACAAAAAUCAAGAAUAUUAGUGCAAAUGGAUAAAACAAGUAUUUUAUUGAUAACAAGUGUUAUAGGCAAGACCAUUCACCUCACUGUGUAAUGGCUCUCUACAUUUUCAUUAAAGGAGGAGUUCCCAGUGUAGUACGGCACUAAGUAUGACACAGCACUGCAGAUUCUGCAGUGGGAGUUCUUCUCCAGACUGAAGGAGCUGCUGCCAGUGCCCAGCUUUACACAGGUACUGAUAUGAAUACAUCUUCAUCCUAUCCAUUCAAAUGUGAAAAAAUUGUGGUUACAGUUGUGAAUGAAUGAACCCCCUUUAAUAAAUGAAUCAAUGGACUGAACAUCAACACGUGUCCAGUGGGUAGGAGCUAGGGGUUGAUUUGGGAUUGGACUGCACUCUCCUUUUUAACUUUAAGUUUGCCUCUCUCACCCUCAGACAGCAUCUUGUCUCAGCCUUGCCUUCUCUGACCUGGAGGAGUGUGUUCAGUCUGUCUCUGACCCUGAGCACCUGGAGACACUGCUACAGCAUCAAAGACAACUGGGACACCUAAACAGAAGUAGGUAGCCUUCAGGUUAUCUGUUUCCGCUGGGGUAAAUACUUCGAUUUCUAUUGCAUUUUCCACCAAUGAAAUGUGCCUUGAUUUGCUAAAGAUGUCUUCACCUUCAAUGUUGCACAAGCUGUCAAAGGAUUCACCUCCAAGGAAUUAGUAAAUAAAAUUGGUUUGCAUUCUCCCUCUUUCCCAGAUCAUUUGUUCUACGACUCUGACACCAUCCUGUCCACUCUGUCCCUCACUUCCUUGGUAAACUUUAAACAAACUUCAAUGGAGGAUCGAGGUCGUGACACUAGGAAGAAAGAACAGGAGGGUGGAGAAGAGUGGCGACCAAAAAUCAGUUACGAUGAAACCAAUAAGGAAACUGAUGAGUGCGCUGAACGACUUGAAGAGGCUGGUGAACCCAGUUCUGGACAGCAGAAACCAGGAUCAUCAUUACAGGCUCGUCCAGUGGCCGUCGACGGUAAGGACAUUUGGAGCAGAGUACAUUACAUACGUCUGUGGACUAUUCAUGGUGAUUGCCAAACUGUGUUAUUGGUAAGUGGUUGUUAUUACUGUUUAGAACAAUAUUAAGUUAAGCUACAGUACUUUUUCCAUUAGACUAGUCAGGCUACUUUUAGCUACUGUUUCCAUUGUGGCUAUAGCUACUCCACCACCAGUGCUUUAUUGGAGCCGGAUCCUGCCAGAACAGGAACCUGUUUUCCCUGUUUCCCUAUCUCCCUCUCUCUGCUAUGAUAGACAUACGCCUGCAACUCUCUCCAGCAUUGCACUGCAUCAUGUAUUUAAAAAUGAUCUAAUAUGCCCAUUCGUUAAAAAAUGUUCUCUUAUAGAAUUCUAUUGUUAUGGUUAGAUAUGCAACAUUAUUUGCGGUUGCGUUUAUGACACGUUUUGACGUUGGCCUGGCUUCCUGAAUGUUGGCCUAGAGCGGCGGGAGUUUGAAAAAGAUAGACAGUAGCCCACUUAAGCCACAAAAUCGAAAACCAACUGAAAUCUGUUUGGGAACAUCGAUAGUAAAUUGUUUUCACAACAAAACUCAUUUCAUUAAACUGUUGAGAGCCCCUCGCUCGAGAAAGGAAUAAAGGAGAGAGGAAGGAGGCGAUGGAAACGCCUGGUAACGUGUCAUAGGCCCUUUUUUAUUACUAUUCAAAAUCAAAUACAAAUCCACUAUAAUUGUAGCCUAACUCUGUAGGCACAAUUAAUGAACCAUCAGCAUCGCAGGCCUACAUGUAUUUUUUAUUUUUUAUAAUUUAAUAUUUUUGGGGUCUCAUUUUGAUCAUCACCAUAGAGAGCGCUGUCCAUUUCAGCACCAUUGAUAGUAGCCUAUUGGCUACCCGUUUGAUUUGUCCACUACGCUGCAGAAUUGUGUUGGUUGCUUUUUUUCUAAUGCAGGUCACCCCCACCUUUUGCUCUCAAUUUUGUUCCAGCAUCUUGCGAUUUUACAAAUAGAGCACUGUCCACCACUUGUUCUACUUGGGGGUCCCGUUCGUAAAAAGGUAUUUUAAAUUGGACCUCAUUAGACAGAAAAAGGCACAUUUCCAGCUCGUUCGAAAACUGGUCUCUGAAAUUAGCACAUCUCAAUGCACUCUAGCAAAAGUUAAGCCUGUUUUUUUAUUUUGAAACAUUGUUACCCUAAAGCCAAGGAUUUAAUGGUUAAAUUAACUAAGAAAUUAAUUCAUAUGACAUGGAUUCAUUUUUAGCUCAAAUUCUAGGUAACCAAUGGGCAACUAAGAUUCCAGAUUGUAGAUUUUAACAAGUUACACAAUUCAGUAUUUCAUAAUGUAUUCCCUUCAGACCUGGGUUAAAAUACUAUUUAACAUCUUUCAAAUAUGUUUAGCAUUUUCUUUAGCCUGCCUGGAGUGCCAGAUAGGCGGGAUUUGCAUUUAUGUGACUACUCUAUUUAAAUUUUUUAAAUUUUUACCAUUUAGCAGACGCUCUUAUCCAGAGCGACUUACAGUUAGUGAGUGCAUACAUUUUCAUACUGGCCCCCCGUGGGAAUCGAACCCACAACCCUGGCGUUGCAAGCACCAUGCUCUACCAACUGAGCUACACGGGACUAUAUUGGUUCCAUUGUGAAAUUAUUUCAUUUUAGUAGGCUAUUUGAAGUUGAACCGAGGUCUGCUUCUAUAACUGGUGGGUCAGUUGUUACUGUUGCUACCACAAUUGCUAGAACCCUUCAUGUUUCAAAAUGUUACUACCACAUUGUUGGGAAGUUCAUGUGAUGUAACGAUGAGUGGACCUCCUAGAAAAACCUAUCUGCUUGAGCUUCUCUUUGUUGAGUUCUAUCGGGGUGUGUUUAUUAUGGAUGUGUUGACCGUGGUCUGGCCACUGCAUGCUGAAAUACCUGUUAUAAUUGUGUCAGUCACCAGCUGAAAUGUCACACAAACGGGAGGACAAGUGAACCAUUUGGGAAGAUGCAGUGUAAUCAGUCACCGCAAUAGUUUUGGAGUACGUUUACAUUUGCUAUCUUACAUAGCCAGGGUUAUGACAGUUGUUUGACAAUAUACUGUAACAGUUGACCGUGGUCCAGGGCCGGCUUGCCCUAUAUGCGGACCACGCACUACGCGUAGGGACCCUUACCGCUAGGGGGCCCCAGACUUAAAAAAGGAGGAAAACACUGUUGAGAGUUUGAAUAGUAGAAUUCCUGCAAAAUUAUUCCAUGCUUUCUUCAUCCUCUAUAGGACAGAAGGCCACAAUCCAACAUGGAUGACCAAUAUUCAGUAUAUCUUCUAUUGCCUGUUCAGCUGAAGCACCAUACUUUACAUAUUGUACAUGUAGCUGUAACGGAUAUGAGUCGGGCUCAUGGAGCGUGAUGAGGUAGGCCUGUCUCACCCUCGGCCCUAGAGAGAGUAUCCUCUGGGUCUCACAGUCAAGGUGUUGAUUUCUCCUAUGGGAGACUCUGGUUCAGAUCCCGCCGUGACAAUAGCCGUACUGAUUUUACCUCCCUGUAAAAUCAACAUGCCCUCCCUGGUGUUCUCCUGUCCCCAGUGCCCAUUCUCCCACAGGAGAGAGGUGAACCUUCACCAGCACAUCAGGAAGGAACAUCUAACAGAGGAGGACAGCAGGAACCUGGACUCUGGAGGAGCUGAGAACUCACUGCCAUCCAGUGAAACAGUAAAGAGCCCCUCAAUCAAGACAACCAAGAAGUACAUCUGCUUUAAAUGUGGGAAGGGUUUCAGAAGCCCAUCGGGCCUGAAACGACAUAAGGGUGUUCACACAGACAUGCAGCCGUUCCAUCGCAACCAGUGUGAGAAAAGAUGAAAAUCGAACGCUAGUCUAAAACGGCACCAACGAGUUCACACAGGAAAAAGGUCUUAUGUUUGCUUACAUUGUGGCAGGGGGUUUAGAAAAUCACAGAUUUUAAAAUUAAAUUUACGCAUUCAUAUAGUGCGCUUGGCACAAUCCUACUUGGGGUGUGUCCUCAAGGAAAAGUAAAUAUACAAAUUGACAAAAAGAAAGCUAAACAGCACAUAGGACUUUUGAAAACAAUAGUGAUUUCUUUGGGAUUUUGAUGGCAGGAAAUAUGCUAAAGCAUUCUGAACAGAUUGGUGAAUGGUUCAAUGUGUGAAUUAGGAUUUAUUAUUCUAGGAGUUAUCAAGGUAGUGGUUAGAGGAGGGGAUGUCUGGCAAACCCAUUUUGCCUUGGGAAUGUCUUCAAUAAAGACUCCAAAUUCGUUAAUGGGAUAAUUUUACAAAUAUGUAACCCAAUCUUAAUGAUUUUAAAACACUGAUUAGAUACUGAACAAAAAUAUAAACGCAAUAAUUUCAUUGAUUUUACUGAAUUACAGUUCAUAUGAGGAAAUCAGUCAAUUGAAAUAAAUGUAUUAGGCCCUAAUCUAUGGAUUUCACAUGACUGGGAAUACAGAUAUGCAUCUGUUGGUCACAGAUACCUUUUUUUUUUUAAUGGGCCUCACAAUGGGCUGCAGGAUCUCGACAAGGUAUUUUGUGCAUUCAAAUUGCCAUAGAUAAAAUGCAAUUGUGUUCAUUGUCCGUAGCUUAUGCCUGACCAUACCAUAACCCCACCGCCACCAUGGGGCACUCUGUUCACAACGCUGACAUCAGCAAACCGCUCGCCCACACGACGCCAUACACAUGGUCUGCGGUUGUGAGGCCGGUUGGACAUACUUCCAAAUUCUCUGAAACAACUUUGGAGGUGGCUUAUGGUAGAGAAAUUAACAUUCAAUUCUCUGGCAACAGCUCUGGUGGACAUUCCUGCAGUCAGCAUGCCAAUUGCACGCUCCCUCAAAACUUGAGACAUCUGAGGCAUUGUGUUGUGUGACAAAAAAGUGGCCUUUUAUUGUCCCCCAGCACAAGGUUCAACUGUGUAAUGAUCAUGCUGUUUAAUCAGCUUCUUGAUAUGCCACACCUAUCAGGUGGAUGGAUUAUCUUGGCAAAUGAGAAAUGCUCACUAACAGGGAUGUAAACAAAUUUGUGCACAAAAUUUGAGAUAGACUUUUAGUGCGUAUGGAACAUUUCUGUGAUCUUUUAUUUUAGCUCAUGAAACAUGAGACCAAAAUUGUACAUGUUGCAUUUAUAUUUUUGUUCAGUGUACUUCCAUGUGCUUUUUACCUGCAGAACCGGCUAGUGACAUGCCCUCCCAGGUCUUCUCCUGCCCCCAGUGCCCAUUCUCCCACAGGAGAGAGGUGAACCUUCAGCAGCACAUCAGGAAGGAACAUCUAACAGAGGAGGACAGCAGGAGCCUGGACUCUGGAGGAGCUGAGAACUCACUGCCAUCCAGUGAAACAGUACAGAGACCCUCAAUCAAGACAACCAAGAAGUACAUCUGCUUUAAAUGUGGGUAGGGUUUCAGAAGCCCAUCGGGCCUGAAACGACAUAAGGGUGUUCACACAGACAUGCAGCCGUUCCAUCGCAACCAGUGUGAGAAAAUAUUCAAAUCGAACGCUAGUCUAAAACGGCACCAACGAGUUCACACAGGAGAAAGGCCUUAUGUUUGCUCACAUUGUGGCAGGGGGUUUAGGACAUCUGAUAUCUUAAAAUCACAUUUACGCAUUCAUACUGGGGAGCGACCCAGUGUACAAUAUGUGGGAAGAGAUUUAUUCAACAGCAUUUACUAACAAGACACAUCAGGAUGCACAGUGGAGAGAAACCAUACUUGUGUAGCAUUUGUGGAAAGACCUUCCCUUGCUCAGGGGAACUGAUUGUACACACAAGGAUCCACACAGGGGAACGACCGUAUCAUUGUGAACAAUGUGGGAACACUUUUAGUCUAGCAAGUAAACUGAAAGUGCAUCAGCGAAGUCAUACAGGCGAACGCCCAUACCCCUGUACACAGUGCCCCAAAGGCUUCUCCACCUCCUACAGACUAGUGAAACGCAUGCGAACUCAUACUGGGGAGAAACCUUACCCAUGUGUAAAGUGUGGUAAAAGAUUCUCUGAAAGGGGAAACAUGAGAAUACAUCAACGAAUGCAUGAAAAAGAGAGAAAAGGUAGACAAAUGUAUAGAUAAACCAACACUAAGUUGUUGAAAUGUUCUUUUGAGAUUCUGCUCUAUAUAGUUCUCUGUGCUACAUUUUCAGGUGAUUAUGACAUGUUUGUUGAUCUUCUAAUUUGUCAUAAUACCAGGUGAUGUAACUUACUUCAGAGAUGAUUGGCAAAAUGUGUGUUCUAAAUAUUGUAAUCAUUCUGUAAAAUUAAAAAGUUAUGUCUGGUUAUAUGCGAACAGAUUUGAUUGCUAACCAGUUGGAAAACUAACAAUGGGCAAAAACACUUAUAAACCACAUUUCUAGUAUAGCAGGACAUCUUAAACAAUACCCUCAAAUGAAAAGUGACAUUCUGUACUUUUGCCUCAUAUUUAUAGUUUGAUCUCAAAUCCAAUUGGGAUAUACUGUAUUGGACUCUUCUUUUUUUCUUCUUUUUUUUUUUUACACACCUGACACCACCUUGUAUCUGUUGUGUUGUUUCCUAUAGACCAGACAUUUCCCCUGCUCUCAUUGUGAAAAACGCUUCAUAAAAAAAAAAUCCCUUAGACGACUCAUGCUUAUUCAUACUGGAGAGAAACCUCAUCCGUGUCUAUGUAGGAAGGGGUUUAAUUUGAGAAUCAAUUAAAAAAACCUCAUAGGCCAUAGUUCAGGUAGUUGUCUUGUUCGAACACAACAUUUAUUCAAAUAUGUUUAUUUUCAGACUCUGUUUGACUCUCGAAGCCUUUUUUAAGUUCUUGGUUGUUUUUUAUUUAAAUAUGGGCUCAACCCCAAUGUAUUUAUUUUUUUACUUUGAUGUGUCCAUUGAUGAAAACCCUGGCCUGGAGAAAUGGACCAUGCAAUCCCCGGAUCCUUGCGACGUCCCAACUCUGACAUUACCCCAUUGAAGUUGACAUUUUAAAUGGUUAAGGUAAGGGUUAAGGUUAGAGUUAGGUAGGGGUUAUGGUUAGGGUAGGGGUUUGGGUUAGGGUUUAGGGUAGGGACGUUCCAAAUAUAUGUGAUAGCACUUACCCUGGAGAAAUGUGUAUGUGAAGGUAGAUAUUUGUAUGAAGGAGUCUAUUUUAACUUUCAUAGUUAGACAUUUGAACAUUCUAGAUAGCUUAGUGCCACUGGAUAGUUCUAUCAAUAUGCUUGUGUCAACUACCAGGGAUACUCACACGCUCUUCCUAAAGGUGUUGUGUCAGUACAUGUGAAAUAGCCUUCAGGAUGGGGAAUUGGAAUUCGAAAUAAAGGAAACUGAAUGGAAUUCAGUGAAAUUCCAACGCUUCAUUCAUGUUACACAUCACCAACAAUACUUAUGUUGAUGCCAAUUAUCUAUUGUAACAACUUUCUAAAUACUUCAAUACAUUUCAUUUUCAAAACAUACUGUAGCACCCUGUUGCCUGUUACUGUUGCCCACCCAGGACUCGAACCCAGGUCCAGCGGAUCCAAACCUCUAGACAAGGUCGCUAAGUGUUGGUUCAAGGUCGCUACAUUACCUCCUUCCUUCGGGAGAGUGUGUCCCCACGCUUCUAUAUACCAUGUUCCUCAUGUGUGCACACCUCUCUGAUGGCAUCACUGGCACUAUCCCACUUCUGACACCAAUGUAGCGAAUUCGGGAGGGUAGCCCCGACCGGGACUCGGACCCGGGUCCAGCGACUGUCAAUUAUUAUUUUAUUUUUUUGCAGUAGUCUUAAUCGAAUCUGGGUGGCUUGAUCCAAAGGCAAACAAUACUCAUGUUGUUUUAACCCAGGUCUGAUUCAUGUUCUGGUCUCUCAGACAUGCCAAAUCGACCCCUAAACACUAUGCACUUGUGGAGAUCUGAGAGGAUUUAGCUCCACCUUGCCUUCUGAUAGGCUAGGUGGAAGUUUCACCAUACUGUGUAUACCAAUCAACUCCUGUCAGAUCUUCACACGUGCAUAGGGAGUAGUACUUGGGGUUCGAUUUGGGAUUGGUCCAUAGCUCUCAGAAAAUGACUUUUAUUCUGAUGAGUUGAAACCUGUUCCAGGUGCACACAGAUCACCGGGUGCACCACUCUUCAGAAGUUGGAGCAUAUCCGCCGGACGGUGGUGUGUGGCCACUGCUCAUACUCUCAAAAUGUCGACGGCCGGAGAAGACACGUUUCCGAGGUGAGCAGGAUGAUUAUGAGUUGGAGUUACGUUGGGAUGCCACCAGGCCGCAAGCACAGUCGGGAGAAGAGGAAUAUUGGGACGGACACAGAAAGAAGGAUUGCUGAGGAGGAAUGGAGGAGAGGAAAUAGGAAGAAGAGGUCGAAGAGAAUGAGGAAAGCAGAGGUUGGAUUAGAAUUUGAGGAAGAUGGCGAUAAAAAUGGAGAUGGAGUGUCGAAGAAGAUUGGUGUCAAGUGCAAACAGAGUGAGCCGUGCGCCAGACCGAGUUCUGGAGGUGGAAUGGAAGUGAAUGAGGGCGAGUUAAAUGAGGUGGAAGGUGUGAUGAAGAGCUCAGAACCCAAGCCUGGCAUCAAUGGACAUGAUAAAGAAGUAGGAGUGACAUUUUUAGAGAAAGUGGAUCCUUGCCUUUUGCCAGAUCCAUGUGUGGUUUCAGGGUGGGUGGGAAAGGAGUUGGGUGCAGUUGAAUCAGUGUAGGUAACCUGUAGUGGACAUAUGAUAUUUGUGUUUUUUCUGACCAGAGGGAGCGGGCACUCCGUGUCACGUAACUUGGGUCAAGAUCUGUUUCUUGCUUUGCUCUUAGGAACAGGGCAUCAUUGAAAGGAAUGAUUUCUAGGGUAGCGUUGUGGGGAGAAGGAGCAAUUGAAGUUUUCUGGUGUUUGUGACGCCCGCAGUUUGGUGCAGCGAAGACCUGGUGGGGAGCAUGGUGAAACAGAGGAGUCACUGUCAGUCCUUUUGAGUUUUGAGUCAAAGUCUUUACAGACAAAGCCAUGUUAGGAUAUAUCAGUUAUCCUGUUAGAGCUUUUGUGCCGAAUCCACCAUUUAUGGUCAUGCCGCAGCAGGUUGUAGCAGGGAGAUUCCAAGAUGUGGGAAGUGUGCAGGAGGGCAUGGGAUAGAGGAUUGUGGAGUUUCGUGGAUAAAGAUGUGUGUGUAGAUCUGUGCCAGCACAGAGGGAUAGGCCAACGUUUGAUAUAUGCUUCAGUAAGGUUGGCUUCUUAGCAUUCAUAUCAAUGUUUAUCAACUGUACCACAGAAAUGGAAUGUAAAUCACAGAAAAAAAGAUGUUGUGGUGGCAGCUGCAGAGAAGUAUUUGGGUAUAUUUUACUUCAGCAGAGUUACAGGGUGUGUAGGGUUAGUUGAAUGGUGGUGUUCGGUCCUCCCAGGCCAUUGGAAUGGUGCAGGAGCAGAUAGGGUCAAAGUAGUGGAAUGGGGUAGAGGGUUUUUAAUGAGUGUAGGGUUAGUUGGAAGGGUGUUUCUUUUAAAAUAUAUAUAUAUACAGUACCAGUCAAAAGUUUGGACACACCUACUCAUUCAAGGGUUUUUCCUUUAUUUUUACUAUUUUCUACAUUGUAGAAUAAUAGUGAAGACAUCAAAACUAUGAAAUAACACAUAUGGAAUCAUUUAGUAACCAAAAAUAUAUUUUUAGUAGCCACCCUUUGCCUUGAUGACAGCUUUGCACACUCUUGGCAUUCUCUCAACCAGCUUCAGGAGGAAUGCUUUUCCAACAGUCUUGAAGGAGUUCCCACAUAUGCUGAGCACUUGUUGGCUGCUUUUCCUUCCCUCUGCGGUCCAACUCAUCCCAAACCAUCUCAAUUGGAUUGAGGUCAUCUGAUGCAGCACUCCAUCACUCUCCUUGGUCACAUAGCCCUUACACAGCCUGGAGGUGUGUUUUGGGUCAUUGUCCUGUUGGAAAACAAAUUAUAGUCCCACUAACCGCAAACCAGAUGGGAUCAAUCUGAGGUGCAGUUAACUCUAAUUAACUUAUCCUCUGCAGCAGAGGUAACUCUGGGUCUUCCUUUCCUGUGGCAGUCCUCAUGAGAGCCAGUUUCAUCUGCCAAUAAAAAUAGAAGAUUAAAGAUGGGCAGUCUGAGAUAUGGCUCCAGAUACUCAACUAGUCUCAAGAAGGCCAGUUUUAUUGCUUCUUUAAUCAGCACAACAGUUUUCAGCUGUGCUAACAUAAUUGCAAAAGGGUUUUCUAAUGAUCAAUUAGCCUUUUAAAAUGAUAAACUUGGAUUAGAAAACACAACGUGCCAUUGGAACACAGGACUGAUGGUUGCUGAUAAUGGGCCUCUGUCCGCCUAUAUAGAUAUUCCAUUAAAAAUCCGCCGUUUCCAGCUACAAUAGCCAUUUACAACAUUAACAAUGUCUACACUGUGUUUCUGAUCAAUUUGAUGUUAUUUUAAUGGACAAAAAAUGUGCUUUUCUUUCGAAAACAAGGACAUUUCUAAGUGACCCCAAACUUUUGAACGGUAGUGUAUAUAUAUAUUGUGUAUGAAAGUAUAAUGAAUGUAUAUUAUAGUCCAGUUUGGUGCGUUAAUGCCAACCGCUGUUAAACUCAGUAAAAGCGGAAGUAAAAGUUUGACCUAUAACGUCAUAUUUAAACGACGACCGUGAAUGUUCGGUUAUUUUGUUUCUUAUGUAGCUGGAUAGCUAGAUAGCUAACCAGCUUGUGAUAUUUUUGGAAAAUGGCUGAAUCGUUUGAAGAACGUCUCGUAAAAGCAGUCAAAGAGCAUACGCACUUGUAUGAUACCUCAAUGCGUUUACAUUUCGACAAAGAGGCUCUCGAACACAGUUGGCGCGAAAUUGCUACAUAUUUAAACUCCGAUCCAGAUACCUGCAGGAAGAAAUGGAGACUUGCGAGGGACCGUCAUGUGAGAGCACUGAAAAAGUCUAAGGAUAUGCCAGAGGGUGUACCGAGGCCUGGAAUUCUGAGUUGGCUCACCAUUUUUAUCAAACAUCGGCAAACCAACCCAAACUUUCCCGAGGUAGCUAGUUAGCUAAGAAACUGAAAAUGUAUGGCUACAGUACCUAGUUGCCAGACCUGACUUGUAGACUGGUAAUUAUCGGUUUUAUGAAAGAUUAUCUAAUAAUUCGACUGAAGAAACCACUAUUUCUGGCACUGGGUUCGCAGUUAAAAUGAGUACAAUAUCAACACCAGCAACAGAGGACGCACAUAAAUCAGUACGAGAUUGCGGAGAUUCAUGUAAAAUGUUGUUGUUGAAAACGUUAAACAAUUAGUCAUGUGUUUAUGGCAAUCGGGCCUUAAUUAGAAUAUAUAUGACAGUGACAAUGAUUAAUUUAGUCAUAAAAUGAGAAAGUAAUGUUUUAAUGAAUUUGCAACAGCCUUACUGUUAAUAUCUUCAAGAUUUGCAAUUACUGCCUCAUGUUUUGAUUGUUUCUAUAGAUUUCAGCAAACAGAGUUGAGAGUCCUAAUAGCAAACUGGAUCAAACUCCCAUGUUUUCAGACCAGGCAGGUAAGCCAAUAAUAGUGUUGUGUAGUUGGCUACAGGUAUUGUGUAGUUGGCUACUGACACAAUCCUUAUGUUUCCAUACUGGCUCCUUUUUUAUUUUACUGUAGGUCCACGGUUACCUUUAUCUUCUUUCCGUCUCCUGGUUCCUCCUCUACGCCUGAUGUCAGCUUUCAUGUGGCAAGUGGCUCAAGAGCGUAAUGUGAUGCAGUAUGGGAAGCUGGAGGAGUUUGUGACUUUGGUGACAGAGAUGGUUCCAGAGCUGCUGAGCUCCAGGCAGAGGACCCAACUCAUCCUGGGACUGAGAGCAAGGGUGAGAAGUGGGAGGGUGGAGAAGGAGUAGAGGCAUGGAUGUAAAGAAAGAAUAAUUGUCAUUGGACUAAGACCCUCAUAAAAUCUGCUUUCAGAUGGUUUUAGAGUUGUUUCGCAAUGAAAACCCACCGGAACCCCAGACCAUCCAACUUCAUUUGGACAGAAUCAGAACUUCUUCAGUACAUGCUGUGCACGUGGAUGUAUGUAACUUUCAGUGUCAAAAGUAGUCUGGAUGCUGUGGAAUAGAGGGAGCUUAUAUUGUGUUUCUGUUAAAGCUGAUUUUAUCAUUCAUUUUACAUGCCCAGUCACAGAGUAGAAAUGAGUUGGAGGCUUCGGAGUCUAACUUCGUGGAACUUGUCAAAACCCUGUUGGAAGACCCUUCUGAGAAGAAGCACUUCUUCCAGGUGGGAAAUAUCCUAAUAAAUCAUAGUUGUUGCUUUCAGAGUCAAUAGGACAGCAUGUUCCAGCAAUGUAAAACUCAGUAGUGAAAUGUUGCUUGUUUUACUAUAACUGAUGAAAGACCAUACAAAAUGAACAACCCAUCAAGGUGUUGGCUCGGCCUACUCUUGUUUUAUUUCUCUCUCUCUCAGGUGGUGUUCCCAAUACGUUACGGCCCUCGGUAUGACACAGCACUGCAGAUACUGGUGUGGGAGUUCCUCUCCCGGCUGGAGGAGCUGCUGCCUGUACCAGACCUUACAGAGGUACAGGCUCAAUAUCUUAAUAGCAUGAAAUCUUUAGAGAUGGUCAGGCUUGUCAUGUUAUUUCUUCAGUAUCACAUGCUUAGGGAUGUCACUAACAAUUUUAGUAAUGACACUGUAUAAUGUCCAGUCUUUGGGUACAAAGCUACUUGUUCAUGACUGUCCUUUUGGUCAACUCAAGUUGAAUCCUAUAUGAUUAAUGUAGACACACAGGAGAGGAGUGCUUCUUUGAUUCAAGACCAUGGUGCUUGCCUACGGCGCAGCAAGGGGAACUGCACCUCUUCACCUUCAGGCUAUGCUCAAACCCUACAUCCCAACCUGAGCACUCCAUUCCGCCACCUCUGGUCUCUUGGCCUCACGCCCCUGCUUGAGGGCAGCUCCCGCUCAACCCAGUCAAAGCUCUUCUCUGUCCUGGCACCCCAAUGAUGCACCCCCCCCACCCCAAUUGUAUUUUUAUUUUUCCACUAGCACUGACUUUGCUGAUAAAUACUUUGAGGGAAAAUAUACUUGAUACAAUUGUGAUGUGUUGUUGUCUCACCAAGCUAUCUUAAGAUGAAUGCACUAACUGUAAGGCACUCUGGAUAAGAGCGUCUGCUAAAUUACUAAAAUGUACAUUUAUAGUUGAUGCUGGAUAGUAAACAAUGCCGUAAAAGCCUUUGUGCAAACACAUUUCCAGAAGUAAUCAAGGCACUCCUGUAGUGGAAAUAUUAAAAGCCUUUGUUUUACGGCUUAUGCAUGGCAGAAUAUAUUUUUUUUUAAACACCCACCUAUAUGAUUAAUGUUCUGUGAGCUAGAGCUGCAGAAACCUUUUUAAUGUUCCUUUUAUCCUCAGACAGCAUCUAGUCUCAGCAUUGCCCCCUCUGACCUGGAGGAGUUCUGGCAUUCUGUCUCUGACCCAGAGCACAUGAAGACACUGCUGCAGCAUCAUAGACAUCUGGGACACUUGAGCAAAAGUUAGUCUUAAUAAGAGGAUAUCAACCAUGUUAGCCAUGUGCUCUUCUGUGAAUUAGUUAAUUGCAUUUUUCCGUUUCCUUUCCUGAGAUGAAAAUUCUCUCUUCCUUCCUCCAGAUAAAUUCUCCAACCAGGUCGCAGACAACAUCUUGUCCACAUUGUCAAUUCCUCAAAUUCACGGCCUGAAGUCAAGUCUCGAUGGACAUGAAGGCAUGAAAGGGUGCACAGAGGGGUGGAAGAUCAACAGUGAGGAAGACCAAGAGGAAGGAGUAGAGUUGCAUUGUGAAAAUAACUUGGAGGAGGAUGAUGAUGAUGGAAGUGAGAGAAAUGAAGACCCUGAGAGAGGAUUGAAGGAUGAAGAUGACGCAAACUGGACCUCCCCUCUGAGUGAACCAGAGGACUCGGAUGGUAAGGAGAUUCAUAAUGAUACAGUCCGUUUCCACCAUGUAUUUUGAAGUGAUUUGUAAAAGCCUGACUUGUUACAUUACCUACAGAUAUUUUUUAUGUUUUUUUUUUACGCUCCUUGACUUUCAGUUGAAAAAUCAGGAAGUGCUUCACACCACUGUCAAAUUUUACACUUAGGAUCAUGAAUUACAGAGGUUGAUAUCAGUUCCUAAUUAUAACACCUUAAAACAUAGUGGCUGUGUAUAUUGUUUUGGAGAAGGACAUUUUCGUGCUUUUGAGAGCACCGCACUGAAGGCUGUUUCCAACAAUGGCCGUCACCGCUAGGGGAACCAUUCAUUUCAAUGGGAUGUUGGUUGGCAAGCGACGUUAACUGGAAGAUGCUGAAAAUUGCUAAAUAAUUAGCUAAUGAACUUAAAAACUGUCUGGAUGAAUCAACAAUAUAGCUGUCCCAAAAUCACAAUAAGUUGGCACUCGGGAGGUCCAGGAAUCAUUUGGGUCAGGCAUCGUUUGCCCUUCGCAUAUGUUUUAUAGAGAGAAUCAUGGUACCAAACGCUCCAGGAUCCGGGUCAUAUAAGGAUAUGUUAACGCAUCUUCAUUUUUGUAUGUCUGCUCUCUUGUGCUUUCUGCCUGUAGAACUGGCUAGUGACAUGCCCUCCCAGGUCUUCUCCUGCCCCCAGUGCCCAUUCUCCCACAGGGAAAUGGUGGACCUUCACCAGCACAUCAGGAAGGAACAUUUAACAGAGGAGGACAGCAGGAGCCUGGACUCUGGAGGAGCUGAGAACUCACUGCCAUCCAGUGAAACAGUACAGAGCUCCUCAGCCAAGAGGAUCAAUAAGAACACCUGCAAACAGUGCGGGAAGGGUUUCAGAUGCACAACUGACCUGAAACGACACCAAAGUAUUCACACAAGUGUGCAGCCGUUCCGUUGCAACCAGUGUGAGAAGAGAUUCAAAUCGGAGAGAUAUCUACAACUGCACAAGAAGAGUCACGACGUUGAACCGAUGCACAGGCCUAUUUGCCAACACUGUGGCAAGAGUUACACAAGUGCAGCAGUCCUCAAAAUACACAUACGCACACACACCGGGGAGCGGCCUUACUCCUGCUCAGUCUGUGGGAAGAAGUUCAAUCAAAAGCACACAUUAGUUAGACACCUCCGGAUGCACAAAGGGGAUAGACCAUACCUGUGUAGCGUAUGUGGGAAGGCUUUCUUUGUGUCCGGGGAACUCUUAGUGCACAUGCGUUUUCACACAGGGGAACGACCUUACCGUUGUAAACCGUGUGGAAAGGCUUUCAGCACGUCAUGCGCUCUCACGUCGCAUAAGCGAUGGCACUCAAACGAGCGCCCAUUCACCUGCUCCCUUUGUUCAAAGGGCUUUGCAGAAACUAGUGGCCUUAAAAGACACAUGUUUAUUCAUACUGAGGAGAAGCCCCAUUACUGCCACACGUGUGGGAAAGGAUUUAGUCAGUUGAGCAACAUGAGAAUACAUUUGAAAACUCAUAAGAAAUAA